AUGGACCACGGCGCACCUUCCCGAUCAAACAUAGAUGCAUCCGACAACCUCAGACCGCCACGCCGUCGCUCGACCAGCAAUGGCUCCAACAACAAGAGAACAAGGCUUGAUGUUCACGAAACCGACGGCAUCCAGCAGGCAUAUGAAGGUCCUUAUGCCUCUGCCAGCUCACAACCAGUGUCUACCGGCGCAUCCGCAUCAGGUCCGCCACUUGCCUACUUUGCAGAUUCUUCCAGCGAUGUCCCUGGACAAUUGGCGGCGCGGCCUGCGGAGCAUACCUCACAACAGUUUCCCGGCACACUAUUGCGACCAACCCAACCAUUUACCCCGUCAUCUGAUGUGAUUCCACCCGGCUGGGGCCCUCAUGUUCGCUCGACGUCAUUUCCCUCACCACCGCUGGCUUCGCCUCUUUUAGGCAGCCCACUCUCCCGCCGAGACUCCGCGUAUGCCGCGGGUGUCCACCGCACAUCGUCUCCCAGUGCCAGCAGCAAUAGUUCCAGAGGCGACGACAACCGGCUUCCCUACGCGUCUAUACGGGUCCACGACCAGAGCAACACAAGCCACUCGACAGCAACACCGGCAUUCGGUGCAGGAAACCAGUACACCGGAAGCACGAAUGGGUUUGCGGCACCGUUUCCUCCUGCUCAUCGCGCAUCAUCGACAAAUACCGAAGAAAGAAGCAGUGGAAGAUACAAUCCCGGGAGCCUCAGUAACAUCGUAGACGGGUUUUCGACCACUGCAUCUGCUCCCACGCAGAACAUGACCCAAAAUCCUGUUUCGGGACGAGAACACAGAGCUGAGUUUUCUGCUGAUGCAGUAAUUAGGCACUUCCAGCAGGAUGUUGCCAAAACCAACUACGCCCGAACACACACCAAUCUUGGCCAUGGGACGUUCACGCCUGCGUUUGGAGCCUGGACACGGUCUCGCCAAAGCAGCGGAGCUAAUACGCAGCCACAAGUACCGCUGACUCGACGGUCUUCUUCAGCAUUCGUGCCUGCUGCGCCUCUUCACAAUAUUCUUCACCCAGUUAACGAGACUCCACAAGCAGAUGUUUCCGAGGGGUCCAAUACCGAGAGCCAAACUUUUCCCAAUACCGUGUCACAUGUUACGUCUGGGUCGGGUGGUGUCCCAAAUAGCACCCAAGACAACCUCCAAAAUGUCGCCCCGAAAGACAGUUACUCAACCGAAAGUGCGCCAACCACCACCCUCGGAACUGGAAAUGAGAUUCAAAUAGCUCCCAACGCCACCCCCGAGCAGACCACGAAUAGUCGCCGGAAGCAGGAGAGGCGCUCCCGAAGCACCUUUUCCGUGGACCAACGCAAUGAAACUAGCCAAACCCGUGCUAUCGGCGCAUGCCUUCGAUGCAAAAGCCAGCGUGUUCGCUGCGUCCCCUCGCCUCUUGGACCAUUCCACACAUGUCUUACCUGUCAGCAGGUGUCAAACAAUUCCAAGAAGGUUCUUCACGAAAUUCGAUGCGUCCGUUGGCGUAUGAUUGCUAUGACGACGUACCGUUCUGGGGGCCUCGGCCUCACCCGGCGGUGGGAUGGAACUACCGUCCAGGAUGUCGGUGACUGGACGGAAAUCAAGACGCACGAGAUAGAGAUGAAGCUCUUUUACAGCAGCCAUAUGCACAGGUAUGAUUUGUGCGACAUACCUGUCAAGUUUCGCGUCCGCGGAUUCAAACCGGUUGACGGCGAUGUCCUUACGCGAAAGUGGAUUAAACGAAUCAAACUCGAUGACGGCAAUACGCGAAUCGAGAAACGAUUUAUUCAACUCCCUCCCUACGCACUCGCCGACGCGAAUGCUACCGUCGAUAUUUUCAGAGAAUAUUUUGAUAGCAAUGCAGUCCAUGCAAUGGGGCACGUUGCUAAGUUUUCGCAUCCCGUCAUCCGAGACCAUCUAAGAGCAGCGAUUGAUCACUAUCACAGCCUUCCGGAAGGCGACGUCGAGAAAAUAUUCAUGCGCAAGUUCAUUAAGUUGUGGUUCUGUGUCCGAUUCACGACGGGGUCUUCUUAUAUCAGUGGGCCUACAAAGCUUGGGUGCUUGCCAGUCGACGACCCUGACUACCCGCUCGCAGACAGAAUAUCUGUUCCCCGGAUGAUCACCGCACAAUGCGACUCCAUCAUGGUCUCCCGCUUUUUGCGACCACUGACACAGGAUCUUAUUCCCGAGUUUGAAAAGUUUUUUCGCACGGGCAACCCGGAUAAUUGGUUCAUGCUUUACGUUUGCACAUUCAUUCUUCUGUCGGAGGUGUCCUUGUCAUGCCAAGACCGUCAUCGCCAUGCUCAAGAAAACUGGCUGAAGGUAACCAACCUUUCUGCUUUGACAAUAUGA
Molecule: messenger RNA, 2334 nt
Organism: Sporothrix schenckii 1099-18
Lineage: Eukaryota; Fungi; Ascomycota; Sordariomycetes; Ophiostomatales; Ophiostomataceae
Exons: 5
Coding region: 1-2334 (777 amino acids)
Source: RefSeq, a predicted model, not a curated record